Molecule: messenger RNA, 1741 nt
Organism: Theobroma umbraticum
Lineage: Eukaryota; Viridiplantae; Streptophyta; Magnoliopsida; Malvales; Malvaceae
Product: beta-xylosidase/alpha-L-arabinofuranosidase 1-like
Biological process (GO): arabinan catabolic process; xylan catabolic process
Molecular function (GO): xylan 1,4-beta-xylosidase activity; alpha-L-arabinofuranosidase activity
Source: RefSeq, a predicted model, not a curated record
AUGCAAAUUGGAAAGCCUCUCAAAGUUUCUGCAUGUUGUAAGCAUUUUGCUGCUUAUGAUCUUGAUGAUCAUGAUGGUCUUGAUCGAUAUCGUUUUGAUGCAAAGGUGGCUGAACAAGAUAUGGUAGAGACUUUUAAUAGACCUUUUGAGAUGUGUGUCAAAGAUGGUGAUGUUAGCAGUGUUAUGUGCUCUUAUAAUCGUGUUAAUAGCAUUCCAACUUGUGCUGAUUCCUAUCUUUUGAAAAAAUUGGUCAGAGAAGACUGGAAUUUGCAUGGGUAUGUAGUAUCAGAUUGUGAUUCUAUCAAAGAAAUUGUGGAAAGACAAAAAUGGCUUAAUGACACAGUGGAGGAAGCUUCGGCUCAAGUGCUAAAAGCAGGUUUGGAUUUGGAUUGUGGAGAUUCCUACAAAAGUCUUGUAAACGCAGUGAAGCAAGGAAAAGUUGGAGAGGCUGAUAUGGACAAGGCGCUCAAUUACCUUUAUGUAGUACUGAUGAGGCUAGGAUUUUUUGAUGGAAUUCCGUCCUUGGCAUCGCUUGGCAAAAAGGACAUAUGUUCAGAAGAAAACACUGAAUUAGCAGCUGAAGCAGCUAGACAAGGGAUUGUGCUUCUUCAGAAUGAUAAUGAAACUUUGCCAUUAGACCCUGCAAAGUUUAAAUCUCUAGCACUAAUUGGGCCACAUGCCAAUGCGACUGAAGUAAUGAAAGGAAAUUACGCAGGUAUUCCAUGCAAGUUCAUUUCUCCACUUGAGGCUUUUUCCUCAUUAGGACAAGUGACUUAUGAAUUGGGAUGUGAUGUGAAAUGCUCGAAUUAUACCACAGUGCAAUCAGCCGUCGAUGUCGCCAAAAAUGCAGAUGCUACUUUACUUUUUAUCGGCUUAAAUUUAGACAUAGAGGCUGAAUCGCGUGAUCGAGAUAAUCUUCUCCUUCCUGGUUAUCAAACUCAUCUAGUUAAUAAAGUUGCUGAGGCUUCAAAAGGCCCAGUUAUUCUUGUCGUCAUGUCUGCCACUGCACUUGAUAUUUCUUUUGCUAAAAUCAACCCCAAAAUCAAAUCCAUCUUAUGGGCUGGAUAUCCUGGUGAACAAGGUGGUCGUGCUAUUGCUGAUGUUGUUUUCGGAAACUACAAUCCUGGAGGGAGGCUGCCACUUACAUGGUACGAGGCUAAUUAUGUUGAUAAAUUCCCAAUGACAUCCAUGUCUUUAAGGCCAGUUGGAAAGUAUCCUGGAAGAACCUACAAGUUCUUCAAUGGCACAACAAUUUAUCCUUUUGGUUAUGGAUUAAGUUAUACAAGCUUCAAAUACGAGUACAAUUCUACAGAGAUGUCUCUUGACAUGAAAUUGGACAGACUCCUUCAUUGCCACGACUUGCCUUAUAAUGAUACAAAUUACAAGCAAGAUUGUCCUUCAGUUUCGAUUGAUGAUUUAACAUGUAAUGAUGAAAUUGCUUUUGAAAUCACAGUACAGAAUGUUGGGCAGAGAGAUGGAAGUGAUGUUGUUUUGGUAUACUCAGUCCCUCCGGAAGAAGUCACUGGAACUCAUAUCAAGCAAUUGGUUGGAUUUGAAAGGGUUUAUUUACAAGCAAACGAGAGCAAGAAUGUCAAGUUUGUGCUUAAUGUUUGUCAGAGCUUGAACAUUGUUGAUGUCUCGGGUUAUAGACUUUUGCCAUCUGGUUCCCAUAAAAUUAUAGUGGGAGAUAAUGUAAUAUCGAUUCCCGUAAAAGUUACUUAUAAUCUAUAAGAAUGUAGGA